CCCUCACUGGCGCUGACCCCUGUCCCUGCAGAGGGGCUGCUCUCGGGAAGGUGGCGCCGCCGGCUGGCCGGAGGCGGAAGCGAUGCAAGUCGCCGGCCGCUCAGCGCCCCGCGGGACGCAGUCCGACGCCUCCUUCCUGCCGCCCACUCGCCGUUGGGACCACGUCGCCGCUCUGCGCGGCGAAGAGAGCAGCGUCGAGCGGCACCAGCUUUUCUGCCAGGCCGGCGAGGUGGGCCGCCACAGCAGAUGGGUGGCUUCUUCCGCCGCCCCCUUCCUGCCUUCCUACCCCUCCUCCCCUCCACCGCCCCCCGCCUCCUCCGCUGCCUCCUCCCCCGCUGCCGAGGCCGUCGCCGCCUUCGCCACCCCCUCAGCUGCCUGCCUCCUUCUGGCGACCCCGUGGACCCACGCACGCUCCCGCGGCGGCUUUCCCGGACUCGCUAUGAGCGGCGGAGCUGCUCGCUUACCGCCGCCUCCUGCCCUCUGUCCACCGCCGCCGCCGUCCCUCCGCGGUCCGAGCCCUCCGGAGCCGGGAGCGCGCAUCCAGGGCCGGGGUAGCCCCGCCGGACACGGCACACCCCGCGCCGCCCUGGGCGCCAGAGCGCCACCACCAGGUAGCAUCGGUAUGUCCUUUCAAUGCCACUCAGUCCACCAAGAUCACAUUUGUAAUGACGACAGCGACAAGAGUGAAGACAGUCCUAGUCCCAAGCGACAACGCCUUUCCCAUUCAGUCUUCGACUAUACAGCAGCAUCACCAGCCCCAUCACCACCAAUGCGACCAUGGGAGAUGACAUCAAGUAGGCAGCCUCCCUUGGCUCGGCCCAAUCAACACCACUUCUCAGGGGAACGAUGCAACACUCCUGCACGAAACAGGAGGAGCCCUCCUGUUCGACGUCAGAGAACAAGGAGAGAUCGUUUGUCUAGACAUAAUUCCAUUAGCCAGGAUGAAAACUAUCAUCAUCUCUCCUAUGGACAGCAGCAAGCAAUAGAAGAGCCUCGAGCUUUUCACCCACCGAAUGUAUCUCCUCGUAUGUUGCACCCAGCUGGUCAUCCGCCACAGCAGAACGCAGUAAUGGUUGACAUUCAUGACCAGAUCCAUCAAGGCACAGUUCCUGUCUCAUACACAGUGACAACAGUGGCUCCACAUGGAAUACCACUUUGCACCAGCCAGCACAUCCCAGCCCGCACCACGCAGCAGGUCCCAGGGUGCUCAGUGGUUUUCAGUGAGCAGCAUCUUCCAGUUUGCAGUGUGCCUCCCCCAAUGCUUCAGGCGUGUUCAGUCCAGCACCUACCUGUACCAUAUGCAGCAUUUCCACCUCUCAUUUCCAGUGAUCCAUUCCUUUUGCAUCCUCCUCAUAUCUCUCCACAUCACCCUCCUCACUUGCCUCCUCCAGGACAAUUCGUUCCUUUCCAAGCACAGCAGUCACGGUCGCCACUUCAAAGGAUAGAAAAUGAAGUAGAACUACUUGGAGAGCAUCUUCCUGUGGGAGGUUUCACAUACCCUCCAUCAGCCCAUCCAGCAACGUUGCCUCCCUCAGCUCCUCUCCAGUUCUUAACCCAUGACCCUUUACACCAAGAAGUGUCAUUUGGCGUACCUUACCCACCUUUUAUGCCUCGAAGACUCACAGGGCGCAGCAGAUACCGCUCACAGCAGCCAAUACCGCCGCAUCCUUACCAUCCCAGCCUUUUACCUUACGUGCUAUCAAUGCUCCCAGUGCCACCUGCAGUUGGACCAGCUUUCAGCUUUGAGUUGGAUGUGGAAGAUGGAGAGGUAGAAAACUAUGAGGCACUGCUGAAUUUAGCAGAACGUCUGGGAGAAGCCAAACCACGAGGACUGACAAAGGCAGACAUUGAACAGCUUCCAUCCUACAGGUUCAAUGCAAACAACCAUCAGUCAGAACAGACACUGUGUGUGGUGUGCAUGUGUGAUUUUGAGUCAAGGCAGCUACUUAGAGUCUUACCCUGUAACCAUGAGUUCCAUGCCAAGUGUGUUGACAAAUGGCUGAAGGCCAAUCGUACCUGUCCAAUUUGUAGAGCUGAUGCUUCCGAAGUGCAUCGUGAUUCAGAAUGACCAGACUAAGAGCACAAACCUGUUUUGGGUGUUCAUGGUCACAUGUGUACAUGAACUAUCUAUUGAACUUUUACCCAUCUGGCUUCCAGCCUACCCUUUACACUAAAAGGUCAAUGGACCUUAGUUUGCACUGUGUGACUUAAUCAAUUAUAAAGCUUAUAACUAGUCUUCACAGUUACAGGAUUCUUAUACUAACAGUGUGAUUGGAACUCCAAAGAUACUUUUUUCCAGCUUCUUUGUGUGUGUGCACUAACAUUCCCUGGUUUUUGUGUGAUCAUUCCGAGUGUUGCUGCAAGAUUACUACCAUGGACGUGAUCUUUUAGCAUGUGCUUUUAUAUAAAAAGAAAAAAGAAAGGAAACAAAACAAAAAAAAAAGUGGUAGCUCCAAACAAUAUAGCAAUCUACCUUAUAUAGAGCCUUCAAGAUACUGUGAGUGGGGAUGAACAGUGUGAAUGUGUGUUCCCGUGCGAGAGGAUGUGAGAUGAAGUGGCUCAGCUGGUGGCUGAGUGUGUGCAUGGGUGCUUGAGGACCUAUCUACCAGCAUGUGCUGAGGAUGUGUGUGUGUGUGUGUAGUAAUAAUUAUGCUGCAAUGUAUAACCUUGCGUGUUAUUUAAGCAGUACUAGUACUGUAUACACUGGUUCCUUUCCUUGUGUUUGCAGUUGCACACUGAAUGCAACGAGUGCAGCAAUGACAGAACAGUUAGUAUUUCCCUCCACGAUGUACUUAGAGGUAUUGUAAGACCUUUCUGCCUACUCUUCGAACAGCUGUUAGGGCUUCUGUUGUACUGGAGGCUUUAAACGUGUCCUCUGGAACCACCUCGGGGGGUUUCAGCACGAUGUUAAGAUGCCUGAGUUUUUAAAUGGCUGAUUUACGAGCUGCUGUGCCAGUGCAGAGUUGCAGGAUCACAACAAUCAUUUAGCAAUAUUCAUAUUUUCAGUUGCUGAUAUCGGUGCUCUUCUGUUCCUCUUCUAAACCGUCCUAGCUGGUUUUGCCAGCUAGGUGCUUCUUCCAUGAAAGGAAGCAGAAGUGGCACCGAGGUUCUUUUGCAAAAAGCUCUUCACUUUUAGCCAUUGUGCUUCCUGGUAAGGACAUCAUCCUUCAGCCGAUACACGUUGGCUUUAAUCACACACGUUCUUUGUUGGUAUACAACUAGAACACUUGUAGAAGGUUACUAUUUUAUUCUGCAGCUUCAUGAAUAAAAUGAAUUUUUUAUUCUUUUCUCACAGAAGUAGAACUUCUGUUUUGGGUUUUUUUUUUUGCCAUUGCAUCACAAGAGAAGAUGGGUUUCUGGUCACUUACUGCAGAUUCAGUUGCCCUGAUGAUGCUUCUUGCUUUUUUUCCUUAUUUCAUGAUGGGUGUCCUAUGAAAAACAAACAAAGAGCUCACUUGUUUUCUGCAAUCAAGUUUCCAGAGCACUUCACUAGGGGAGGAAAUUGGAACAACUUCCAGAACAGUGCUCUGGAGCAGGAGCUGGCACCUUCUGUACAGGUGCUCUGAAUAAUGUUUUUAUUUGAGCUAUUGGGAGAGAAAAAAAAAAAAGCAGCUUAAUUUAUAACAUUCAGACUGUUAACAUCUUCAGUAUGUUGCAGCAAAAUCACAAUGUUUAGGCCUGCAUAUGUGGAUUUAUUCAAAGGAUGCACUUUUUGCAAGAAAAUGACUUCCCUUUUGUUCCUUGGGUUAUAGCAGCACAAGCGGCACAAUUAGCAACCCUGCUGCAGCUUGCUGCCAGUCUCGGCUUUGAGUUUUAUUCUUUAUCAUUUCUGAUACUUCUGCAUGAUGCUGCAUUUUAGUGUCAGUUAGAAUUUCAGACAGUGUUAAGUGCUCUGCAUUCUGAUUCCCCUCUUCGAAGAGUCUACAGAUGAGUCACAAGUCUUGGUGCAGACGAAAACAAAAGUACAGCUUUGCCCCACUUCAGAUGUUUUCAAAGUGAGUCUUUGCACACUUAGGAAUAACUUAAGUCAAUAAAAAGGCUGUUACAUCAGCUCCAAAAUCUUAAAAUCCCUCCUCUCUUCUCACAGUAACACCUAGCAGGUUAAAUUGCAUGUAACAAAGUUUAGGUGUUUGGGGUUGGUUUUAUUUUUAACACGAAUGAAAAUCAAGCUGUUUAAGAAGCAUAAUCCGAGUACGUCUUAACCAAACCUUAGCUCUUUUACCUAACUGCAAAAGAAAAAACUCUUGUGUGUACAGAUGCAAGCAGCACUGCCACGCUUGGCCUUCAGGUGGAAGCAUAGAAAGGGGAUCCUUUUUCUAAGCUAAAUGCAUAUGAAAAAGACAUGUUCUUCUGAAGCCAAGGGAAAACAGUGCUCUUGCUGGAAUUGGAGGAAUCCUGGUUUUUCCAAGAGAAAUCUUGGGGAAUUAUAUAUAUAUAUAUAUAUAUUUCUUCUUUUUUUUCCUCCAGUAAAACUCCCACGAGUUCAGUGGGAGGUCUAAGAGACGGAGGAUCUCGGCUGGUAAAAUCCUGACAUUAAUUGUUGCACUGUUACAGUUCAUCUCUUCCAAAAUGGUUCUUUUGUUUGCAUGGGACUCUUGCAGAUGUACGUGGACUUGCUUCCUGUGGUUAAGUGCGUACAGACAGCACACCUGUGUGUUCUGGAUCAGCUCAGGCAAGCUACAACCAAGUCCUCUCUGCUGGGGCUGUUAAGGGAGGAGUAUUCAUGUUCAGCUGUUAGAUGCCAUGUGUUAAGCACAUCUGUGUGUGUACUUUCCACAGCCUGCCACGGUGCCUGGCAGCACCUUAAUUCACCAAGAUGUUUUGUUCUGUUCCUUGGCUCCCUGCCAUCACCUGGCUCCUCAGAAAAACAGAAGACAACCUGCAGUAUGUUUGCUUUAUUAUAUUGGCACUGCUGGGUUUUUUGCAUAAACUGUCAACUUAAUUUCACAUUUUAGUCUGGAUAUCAAUGCCUGCAGAUAAUUCCAACGUCUCGUUUUGUGGCUUUCUUUAAACAAAAAGCAAUCAGAGCCUUUUGCCAUCUGCCAUUUUGUACAGGAUCUCUGAAUGUGAUUUUCAUGGCCGCUAAAAUAACAAUAAAUGUGAUAUUUGGGGAUGAGAUUUACCCAGCUUCUGAUUUGAGUUGCAGGAAACGACACUUCUCACCGAGUUAUCUCUGGGCCUUUGUAAAAGCUGUGGGUUUCUUUGUUCGUGGUUUGUUUGGUUUGUUUUUUUCCCCCUCCCACUCCCCCCCCCCCCCCCCCACCUCUGGUUUGUUGUUACCUCAUUUUGCUACUUGUUGUGUUUCAGAUUUGCUGAUGAUGAGAGCUUAUGGGUUUUGUUGGAAUCAUCCUUUGUCGAGUGCUUUCUUUAAACCACACACGCUUAUCGUAAACAUCUAACAUGUAGUUUUCAAUGUAUUAUAAAUAUCUGUAACCAAAUCAUUUGAAGGCUUGAUAAAAAUUUUUAACAGAAUUUGUACAUUUUUUAUGAGAGUUAACUAGUAAUGCUAGGUAGUGCAAUGGAUUUUUAUUUUUAAUCCCCACGCCCGAUUUUGGAGUCGAAAGGAGUUGUUCGGUAAUAAAUGUAUGAUGUACACUCA
Molecule: messenger RNA, 5599 nt
Organism: Pogoniulus pusillus (Red-fronted tinkerbird)
Lineage: Eukaryota; Metazoa; Chordata; Aves; Piciformes; Lybiidae
Gene: RNF38
Product: ring finger protein 38
Exons: 12
Coding region: 83-2068 (661 amino acids)
Biological process (GO): protein ubiquitination
Molecular function (GO): ubiquitin protein ligase activity
Source: RefSeq, a predicted model, not a curated record